This is a messenger RNA of Alternaria rosae, 2172 nucleotides long. Its product is annotated as FK506-binding protein 3. Lineage: Eukaryota; Fungi; Ascomycota; Dothideomycetes; Pleosporales; Pleosporaceae. The transcript has 4 exons. The coding region runs from base 214 to 1704 and encodes 496 amino acids. Gene Ontology annotation, cellular component: chromatin; nucleolus. Gene Ontology annotation, molecular function: peptidyl-prolyl cis-trans isomerase activity; macrolide binding. The record is from RefSeq and is a predicted model, not a curated record.
GUGAAAGCACGCUAAGAGAAAGCUGCAGGCCUUGGCGAACUUUUUCUACCUCUCGAAGUCGCUGCUCUUCAGUUUCUCGCUUUUCGUUAUCAUCCUGCUCUACCAGCUGUCCUCGAGCUGUGCAACUCCCUGAGCAAUAAACACCUUCGCCGACCUCAUACUCUCAGCAAAUCCGUCAGCUCCUUCAGAUAUAGACUUGCGACCACUUCCAACAUGUCGUCCGCCAUUCCUGUAGGCGUCUACGGACGUCGCAUUCCAGCUGGGAACUUUCCCAUCCUGGCCGCUGACGACCAGUCUUCCACUUUCCGCAUCACCAUGGCUGCUAUCGACCCAGAUGCCGAGCCUCAAAUUGACGACGAGCACAAGCAUCCUCGCGCGACUCUGAAGCUCAUCCGUGUGCCCAUGGACUUUGACUCGGACGAUGAUGAUGAUGAGGACUACGAGGAGGGUGACAUCGAGGCCAUCGCUGCUCGUCUGCGUGCCGCUGGUGCGCUCCCUGAAGCUGACUCGGACAUGUCCGACUCCGACGAUAGCGAGAGCGAGAAGAACGGUGGCCCCAGCGAUCCUGCCCGGUCAAAGAAGGCCAAGCAGGCAGCCCUCACCAAGAAGCUGCAAGAAGAGCUUGAGGCCGAUGACAUGGACAUCGACGGCAUGACCAACGGUAAGGGAAAGGCCAAGGGUAAGGCCAAGGUCACCGAUGACGACUUGAGCGAUGAGGACGAUGAGGACGACGAGGACGAUGAUGACGAGCCUGAGGAGCUCGUUCUGUGCACUCUCGAUCCUGAGAAGCACUACCAGCAACCGCUCGACAUCACCGUCCGUCAAGGCGAGGAGGUCUACCUUUCUGUCAGCGGCACUCACGACGUCUACGUCACCGGUAACUACCUCGCUUUUCCCGAGGAGGAGGAUGAGGAGGACGACGAGGAUGAUGGUCUCGACGAGCUCGGCUACGAUCUCGGCUCCGAAGAUGAGGAACUUGACGGUAUGGGAGAAUCAGAGGAUGAUGAGCUCGACGGCAUGAACGACCCCAGGAUCACUGAGGUUGACAGCGACGAUGAGGAGCCACCCAAGCUUGUUGACGCUAGCAAGAAGAGCAAGAAGCGCGCUGCUGAGGAUGAUGCUACCCUCGAUGAUAUGAUCAGCAAGACCAACGGUGAUGCUAAGCUUAGCAAGAAGCAGGCUAAGAAGCUGAAGAAGAACGACGGUCAGGCUGUUGCCAGUGCCGCGGAGCCAGAGAAGAAGGCUGAGAAGGUUGAUACCCCCAGCAGCGACAAGAAGAAGGUUCAGUUCGCUAAGAACCUUGAGCAGGGCCCAACUGGCUCCCCCAAGGUUGACGCCAAGCCAGAGGCAAAGAAGGAGGCCGCCAAGGGACCUCGCACCGUCAGUGGUGUUCUCGUGGACGACAAGAAGGAGGGCAAGGGCAAAGCCGCCAAGAAGGGCGACCGCGUCGAGAUGCGCUACAUUGGCAAGCUGAAGAACGGCAAGGUCUUUGACUCCAACAAGAAGGGCAAGCCAUUCUCGUUCAAGCUCGGCGUCGGCCAAGUCAUCAAGGGUUGGGACGUCGGUGUCGCUGGCAUGACCGCCGGCGGAGAGCGUCGCCUUACCAUCCCUGCGGCGAUGGCUUACGGCAAGAAGGGUGCUCCCCCGGACAUUCCUCCUAACUCUGACUUGAUCUUCGACAUCAAGUGCAUCUCGGUCGGUUAAACGCGUUUCUGCAAAAAUUCACGCGCAAUAGGGUCCACUUGGUCCCGUCAGGAUCGGAUCCACUCCCAUGCAGGACCCCGCCUGCCUGCGUGCGUUCGCGCCAUUCUCAUUUCCGUUUCUGUCUCUGUAUCAACUGCAUAGCGCGUCGUCUGAGAUAUCCGACUUGCAUAAUCUGGGGUUGUUUCAUUAGAUGUGUGCAAGGAGGAAGGAUCUCUCAGUCCUCUUCGCCAAUGUUUUAUCCAUAUGGCGGGUCUGUAAGUGAUAUAGCGAGGCGAUGUUGCCAAAGAGCAAAGGUUCGCUGAGGAAGCUACUUUGAAAAGUUACACGGUGUUCCGGUUGAGAUCUACGAGCGGUAGUAAUACACAAUGUUCAAGCAACAUCCAGAACGUGCCAGUCUGCAAAAGUGCGACAUGAUCGAGUUGACAUGCUACAACCCUGCUGUUCACAUCUCAGUUCCGAUGUUCCCAA